AAAUACAGUCAAGAAAGAGAACACGUUAAAGACAGAAAUCAGGAAGCAACCGAAUCUCCAAGAUACAUUAGACAUUUGAUCAGAGAGACUAUUAUAUUAUGAAAGACAAACAGAGUUAAUUUAAUUUAUUGUAUUUGAUGGGAUGCUGGUCCCCCUCCAAAACAGUAGGUGGCGGUAAUGCACCGUUAACGCUGGUUGCCACCCGCCAUUACAUCGUAAAAAGAAGAAGAAGACCCGGGGUUUUUGAAUCAGGUUUGUGUAAAAUUGUCCCGGACCGAAGCAAAACACACACACAAACGAACCAACAUACACAUACAAACACACAGGUAUUUAUUUGAGAGUGGAGGCCCGGGAUGUCCUCAUCAUGGACUGGGACCAGCUGGAGCUCCACCCGAGGAUCAUCUCUGCGGUGCGGAGAUGUGCUCUCUCUGUCCGGGCGGUGCUGUGUGUUUCUGCCCCGGACCUGCAGCGGCUCUCCGGUCUGUCCCGCUCCGACACCCAGCAGCUGCUCACCGCCGCUGCCACAGCCUGCCGCCGCCACGCGCCCCUCCCUGCGCUCCUGAGCCGCGGGUUCCAGUCCAGCCUCAGACUCAGCGUGGGCUGCCCCAUCCUGGACGAGCUGCUGAGGGGGGGGCUACCCGCGGAGGGGGUCACCGAGCUGUCCGGAGAGAGCGGCGCGGGGAAGACUCAGCUGGCUCUGCAGGUCUGUCUGUCUGUGCAGUACCCCACACAGUACGGAGGUCUGGACGCAGGAGCCGUGUUUAUCAGCACCGAGGACUCUUUCCCGGUCCGGCGGCUGCAGCAGCUGAUCCGGGGUCAGUCCUGUCUGCGCAGCGACGUCCCUCCCUCGCUCAUCAGCAGCCUGAACUUCAGCGACCGGGUCUACAUCGAGCACGCCGCAGACCUGGCCUCUCUGCAGGAGUGUGUGUCCCGCCGCGUGCCCCUGCUGCUGGCUCGCGGACUGGUGCGUCUCGUGGUGGUGGACUCGGUCGCUGCGCUGUUCAGGUCGGACUUCCUGGCUUCUGAUUGGCUGGAGAGGAACAGACAGCUGCUCACCUUCUCCGCCGCUCUGCACCACCUGAGCCGGGAGUAUAGCACCCCUGUACUCUGCAUCAACCAGGUGACGGAUGUUUUCAGCAGUUCGGACAGUUUGGUCCCAUCGUCCAGCACGGGGACCCCCACCGUGGCCCCCGCCCUCGGAUUGGCCUGGGCUAAUCAGGUGAUGGUCCGGCUGAUGAUGUGGCGUCUCCAGGGAACGGUCUCCCGUGGCGACCAGAGCAGCGCCCCGCGCAGGCUGCAGGUGGUGUUCGCUCCUCACCUGGCCCGCGGGGGCCGGGGGGCCGGCGUGUGGAGGGAGGGGGUCCGGGGCCUCACAGAAACCGCAUGAAAUUAUUCAUAAAAAUAUAAAUACAAGAUUCCCCCGAUACACCUGUACACACACACACCUGUACAAAAAAACACAAGUGUAACAGCCUUGUUUUUAUGUUACAUAUUACUCACCUCUUUGCUGCACGCUUGUAGUCGAACUACAGAAAAGCAGGUUUACAGAGACCUUGAGUAGCUAUGCUAUGAGAAUAUUACUAAAGAGACCCAGAUGGUGUAGUGAAAGUUAAAUGUUUGAGGCUGUGGGAGUCUAUAAAUUACAUAAUGUUCUAAGAAAUCUCCAAGAGAUUAAGAAAGAGCAACUAUUACUCAGUAAUCCAAUACCAUCUGUGCAGACAUUGGUUAGGUGUUCUCUUUGACAACAUUUUUUUUAAACCAUGUUUUUUAUUUUGCUUUUGUAUAUAAUUGAUUCCAUAUGAUAUAUUCUUUUAUGUAAUUAAACGUUUCUAAAGUUUUGAA
Molecule: messenger RNA, 1842 nt
Organism: Trematomus bernacchii (emerald rockcod)
Lineage: Eukaryota; Metazoa; Chordata; Actinopteri; Perciformes; Nototheniidae
Gene: xrcc3
Product: X-ray repair complementing defective repair in Chinese hamster cells 3
Exons: 1
Coding region: 365-1387 (340 amino acids)
Biological process (GO): resolution of mitotic recombination intermediates; t-circle formation; telomere maintenance via recombination
Cellular component (GO): Rad51C-XRCC3 complex; replication fork
Molecular function (GO): ATP-dependent DNA damage sensor activity; ATP binding; four-way junction DNA binding
Source: RefSeq, a predicted model, not a curated record